Molecule: messenger RNA, 1313 nt
Organism: Amoebophrya sp. A25
Lineage: Eukaryota; Dinophyceae; Syndiniales; Amoebophryaceae
Source: the annotation of a GenBank genome assembly
UGACUUCCUUCCUUUUUGCCUUAUCAAUUUUUAAAGUAAGCUUAACCCCAAGAGACAACUUAAGCCAUUGUAGUAAGUAAGACGAGUUAUAUCCUCACUCGGUCCUAUACUUCGACACUUCCUCCUCCCCGGGGUAUUGAUAGUUUGGCAACAUAGAUUCUAACUGAAGUAAGGAUCUGAGUGAGAAACUACAACACCUUGGAGAAUCAUAAUCGACCGGGAGGAAGAGCGUCCAAGUCUGAAAUAGAAUCGUAAAGAACUGUGGAAGAUCCUGAUCGAGAAGGUGGCCGAAAUCUUGACGAGAGUCGAAGAACGUUGGCAAACAAGUGUCGCCAAUGAUGAAGCAGUCAGACCCUUGGCGACAUCAUCCGAACAAGUCCCCCUUUGCACAAAUAGGCUCUGACUUACAGCUCUCGGCUUUAUUUGACCUUGUCACCUGAGUGCGACCGACUUAGCGGAGUUUUUCUCUCCUCUGUGGCCACCAGUGUUCCCAGUAUCGCCCUCGAAUUUUUUAACAGAAUAAGAACCAACACUCUAGGCCCUCCAUAUUUGGGCCAAGGAUAGAAAUGACCGCGAUCAUUUCUGGGGUUUAUGCUCCUGGUUCAAGUUGUUGGAUCUUCAAGAGUGUGCAAGCUUUCAAAACUUGCGCUCGUAUGAAAAACGGACUGGAUGACGACCAUCGGAAGCCACUGACUUGCCGCGCUUUCUUACUUUGUCUUGCUGCCGUUUGGCUCAGGACUUCGAUCAGGAUUUUGUUGGAUUUGAAUGGCGUGGCGAUGCGUAACGCCCCUAGUGCGGAGUAGCGUCACAGAUUGCCCCUUCCCCCGUUUUCCUUGCAUUAUAUAUUUUAGUCAAACGAUAUCGGUAGGUUUAGGCGUCGCAAGUGGUGGGCCCGCGUGGUAAAUACUCGGGGUAGAGUUAUAAACUUUCUUUUUUGCGUAUCCCGCAUAGUUUUCCAUGUUUUAGAUAUAGCAUAGAGCUGGCUAGAUUUAUUCGGGUAAGUUGUGCUUUUCUUAACACGAACCAGAAUCCCGAAAUUUGUAAGGCAGUGGGACCUCUCGGGUUUCAGCUGAAAAGAUUUGCGGCCUGAAUCUGCCACCGUUCUACGCCCGUGGCCGGCGAUCACCGCGCCAAGCUCAGCGUGCGUCUUUGACUACGGUCCCGGAAGGAGAAACUUCCGGGGAUGGGGACGGUACCAGGCGACGAAGGACUCGCCGCGCAGCCUGAGCCCCACAGGACCAGCGGAGGAGGAUUCGCUUCACGCCCGGGCUUCUACAGCAUGGCGACGGACAGCGACGACGAGGGUCACGGUG